AUGAAGGUCACUCUCGCCAUCCUCGCCGUCGCCGGCUUCGCUGCCGCCCAGGACUUUGCUGGCCAGCCUCAAUGCGCUAUUCCCUGCAUCACCAAAGCUGUUCCCCAGACUGGCUGCAAGCUCGAGGACGUCGCAUGUGCUUGCAAGAACCAGCAGAAGCUCAUGGAACUUGUCGCGCCCUGCAUCAUCAAGGAGUGCAAGACCGAGGACAUCCCCAAGGCCCAGUCGGCCGCCGCCGCCGCCUGCGCCAAGGUCUCUGGCAGCUCCUCCGUGUCGGGCUCUUCUCACUCUGGGUCCAUGUCCAUAACCAGCUCCCAUGCCGGCAGCAUGUCCCACACCAGCUCCCGUUCCACCCCCACCAGAGCCGCGUCGAGCAGCGCGAGCGACUCUGACGACGACGACUCCACGCCCACGGCCGCCGGAUCUCGCGCUGCCAGCACCUCGACUCGGAGCGCUUCUCCAAGCUCCAGCUCCGGCGCUGCUGCAGGUGGCCCUGUCACUGGUGCCCUGGCUGCCAUUCUGGCCGCCGCCAUGGUCCUGUAA
Molecule: messenger RNA, 543 nt
Organism: Hirsutella rhossiliensis
Lineage: Eukaryota; Fungi; Ascomycota; Sordariomycetes; Hypocreales; Ophiocordycipitaceae
Product: CFEM domain-containing protein
Exons: 2
Coding region: 1-543 (180 amino acids)
Source: RefSeq, a predicted model, not a curated record